GUCCCUUAGGAGUAAUCAGCUGACGGGUUCCAUCCCUGUGGAAAUUGGAUCAGUACCAUCUCUCUCAUCGCUCUCUCUCGAUGCCAACAUGUUGUCAGGAUCUCUGCCCUCCUCGAUCACAAAGCUCACUGCUCUUACUUUCCUUUCCCUCUCUAACAACCAACUCACCAACUCCAUCCUCGCUGACAUUGGCUUGCUGACCAAUCUGGUAUCCUUGGCCCUUCAGAAUAACCAGCUCACGGGUUCAAUCCCUGCAGAAAUUGGUUCACUACGUCGUCUAAAAUACCUCUUUCUCGAUUCCAACAUGCUGUCAGGAUCUCUGCCGUCCUCGAUCACAAAGCUCACUGCUCUUACUUUCCUUUACCUCUAUGGCAACCAGCUCACCAACUCCAUCCCCGCUGACAUUGGCUUGCUCACCAAUCUGGUAUCCUUGGCUCUUCAGAAUAACCAGCUCACGGGUUCAAUCCCUGCAGAAAUUGGUUCACUACGUCGUCUAACAUACCUGUCCCUUAAGAGUAAUCAGUUGACGGGUUCCAUCCCUGUGGAGAUUGGAUCAGUACCAUCUCUCUCAUCGCUCUCUCUCGAUGCCAACAUGUUGUCAGGAUCUCUGCCCUCCUCGAUCACAAAGCUCACUUCUCUUACUUUCCUGUCCCUUAGGAGUAAUCAGCUGACGGGUUCCAUCCCUGUGGAAAUUGGAUCAGUACCAUCUCUCUCAUCGCU
Messenger RNA from Closterium sp. NIES-65, 720 nucleotides. Lineage: Eukaryota; Viridiplantae; Streptophyta; Zygnematophyceae; Desmidiales; Closteriaceae. The record is from the annotation of a GenBank genome assembly.